Stegostoma tigrinum is the source of this 5880-nucleotide messenger RNA. Its product is annotated as MAP kinase-activated protein kinase 2-like. Gene Ontology annotation, cellular component: cytoplasm; nucleus. NCBI's taxonomy places the organism in Eukaryota, Metazoa, Chordata, Chondrichthyes, Orectolobiformes, Stegostomatidae. Gene Ontology annotation, biological process: protein autophosphorylation; intracellular signal transduction; peptidyl-serine phosphorylation. The transcript has 10 exons. The record is from RefSeq and is a predicted model, not a curated record. The coding region runs from base 143 to 1306 and encodes 387 amino acids. Gene Ontology annotation, molecular function: calcium-dependent protein serine/threonine kinase activity; mitogen-activated protein kinase binding; calcium/calmodulin-dependent protein kinase activity.
GCUGGGCGAGAAGCAGCAGCCUCUCGCCCCCCCCCCCCCCGGCGGAGUCCGGACACUAGGUUCAUUUCCAGUCGGAGCCCGCAAGCCCUCCCUCCCUCUAUGUCCCCCGCUGGCUGCUCACUCUGAUUGAGCUGCGUUCACCAUGCUUCACAACGGUAACGACUCAGCCCCGUUAUCGCCCGCUAAAUUGAGUAAAGCAGCUGGAGCCGGAGCCCCGAGCCACCUCAACCACCCACCGUCCCGGCCCGAGAUCAAGAAGAAUGCCAUCACUGAUGAUUACCGAGUGUCCACUAACGUCCUGGGGCUGGGAGUCAAUGGCAAAGUCUUGGAGUGUAUCCACAAGAAAACAGGAGAGAAGUGCGCCCUGAAGAUUCUCUAUGAUAGUCCUAAGGCACGACGAGAAAUCGAUAUGCAUUGGAGAGCCUCCAGCACCCUCCACAUUGUCCAAAUCAUCAAUGUCUAUGAGAACAUGCACCAUGGAAAGCGCUGUCUCCUGAUAGUGAUGGAAUGUAUGGAAGGAGGUGAAUUGUUCAGCAGGAUCCACGAUCGAGGCGAUCAGGCAUUUACCGAGAGGGAGGCCUCUGAAAUAAUGAGGGACAUAGGGAGUGCUAUUCAGUACCUCCACGCAAUGAACAUUGCUCACAGGGAUGUCAAGCCAGAAAACUUGUUGUAUACAUCGAAAGAUGUGAAUGCGAUCCUCAAGCUCACGGAUUUUGGGUUUGCUAAAGAAACAACACUUCACAACUCUCUAGCGACACCAUGCUACACACCAUACUAUGUUGCUCCAGAGGUCCUGGGUCCUGAGAAAUAUGACAAGUCGUGUGAUAUGUGGUCCCUGGGAGUGAUCAUGUACAUUCUGCUGUGUGGGUAUCCUCCAUUCUACUCCAAUCAUGGCCUGGCCAUCUCUCCGGGAAUGAAGAAAAGGAUUCGAAUGGGACAGUAUGAGUUUCCAAACCCGGAGUGGUCCGAAGUCUCUGAGGAGGCAAAAGACCUGAUCCGACAGGUGCUGAAGACCGAUCCCACCGAGCGAAUGACAAUCACCGAAUUUAUGAACCAUCCCUGGAUUAACCAAUCGAUGGUGGUUCCUCAGACUCCGCUCCACACAAGUCGAGUGCUUCAAGAAGAGAAAGAUAUGUGGGAGGAGGUGAAGGAUGAAUUAACAAGUGCACUCGCCACGAUGCGUGUUGACUAUGAUCAGGUGACGAUUAAGGACUUGGACAAAACCAGUAACCCCCUUUUGAACAAGAGACGGAAGAAACAGACUUCAUCAGCGCGGUCCUCGUCAGCUAUCUGCAGCAAUCAGUGAAGAGAGAACCCAACAGCAACAGAACUGGGGAUGCUUUAUUGAACAUGGCGAGAAACCGGAGGUUUUUAAAACUUCAGUGAGCAGCCUGAGCAAAGGCUGGAGAAAAAUGGGGAGUGGUUUCUACUGUCAUAGACAACAGAACUGGGAGGUUGAAGGCAGCUCCACUGUGCUGCUGCUGUCCUCUGCAUCCCAGUCCCCUUCCUUUCUGUACUGUUGUGUCGCAUUUUUUUAAUAUCGUGAACUGUUUUAAUUAGGUUCAAACUUUGUAUUGGCAUUGAUGAAAGAAUGACCAAGGAGGAGAAGGUAAGCUGUGACGAUGUAAUUUAGUGGGGAGGCCUCACUUGUGAGUGGUAGGUGUGCUGUAAACUGUGCGUGCUACAUGGAAUUUUGGGCCUUUCUGCCUUGAAUCAGCAAUGGUCCAAAUGCCAUCUGUGAUUUUCUAGAGUUAAAAUAAAUGGCUUGCCAACAGAAGGGAGCCACCUACCUUUCACUGACUGUCCAUCCCACAAGAAAACCUCCAGGCAUUGAAUGACAUCUCUUUUAAAAUAGAAGUGCUGAGCUCCUUUUAUAGUGUGGCAGCCUAGACCUGGGUAUGGUGAAUAGACACUAUGGUGUGCCAUAUGUGGUAUGCCAGCUAUGUAGAAUGUCUAACCCAAGAGACCCAGUGCCUUCAGGAGAGGAGUGGAAGAAAACAGUACAAGUGGAAUGCUGAGGGUUGGAUUUGAAAGCAAAGGUGUUCUAAGGUAUGUGGUUAAAGCCCUACAAUGAAGAGCCGUGCCCAACAUUUUUGUGAUAACCCAAGAUAUGCUUCAAGACUGAUCGAUAGGAAUGUGUGAAUUAUUUUUGAAAAAGUUUGUUUAGUAUCAAGAUAAAACUAUUCACUAAAUUGCAGGCUCUCCGUUGAUGACAGGCGGACAAAAUGUUUUAUUUGUAAUUGGGAUUUUUAAUCCUGAUAACUCGGAGACAUAGAAAGAUGUGCACGUUUUUUAUGAUCGCUGGGCAUCCCAAAGUAUUUUACAGCCAAUGAGGUGUUUUUUGAAUUGGAGUUGCCAUUGUAGGAAAUGUGUUCAAGAGACUGUGGCUGAUUCCAUGUAUUUUCCCUUGCCCCGUAUUCCUCAAUAUUUUUAGUUCACAAAAAUCUUUCAAUCUCUGAUUUAAAAUUAUCAAUUGAUCCAGCGUCAUUCUGGAAGAGAGUUCCAAACUUUCCAUCACCCUUUUUGUGUGGAGCAUGUUUCCUCAUUUCAAUGCCAAUAGGUCCAGUUGUAAUUUUCAGACAGGCCCCAGCCGUUUCUUUAGCUGUUCAUAUCCAUUCCCCUUUAAUAUCUUUAAUUCUUCAGUCAGAUCAUUUGGGAAUACAGCCCUAGUUUGUGCUUUCUCUACCAAAUGUAGCAUUUGGAUUUGAGGCAUCAUUCUGGUAAAUGAGCCUCCAAAGCUGAUAUAUUCUUUCAAAGACUUAGACCCCAGUAUUGCUUUCCGAUUCCAGGUGUAGUCUACGAUGUGGAGGUGUCAGUGUUAGACUGAGGUGGGCAGAGCCAGAAGUCAGACGACACCAGGUUAUAGUCCAACAGGUUUAUUUGAAACCACAAGCUUUCAGAGCGUUGCUGCUUUGUCAGGUGCACUGUGGGCUAGCCAGGGCUUUGCAUCGCUGGAACGUGACUUCUACCCCCUUGCAUUCUGGUUUUCCAGAUGUCAAGUCCAGCAUUCCAGUAGUCUUUUUGAUUCUUUUCUGAGAUUUUAACGUUACGUGUACUUCUUGACUUCCCAACUCUCUACAGUUUCUAGCUUUUCAUAAUUUAGAAAGUAUGCUGUUCACUCUUUUUGAAUCACUCAGUGCACGGGAGCACAGAAUGUGAUUAGGUCGAGUGCUGACACUGGGAAUUCAGUUAAUUGUGGGGGGGCAGGGAUUCAGGGAAGGAGUAUUGCUUUUGAUAUCUUUUCUUCACCGUCUAAGAGAUGGAAUGUUCAAGGCUUUAAUUCAUUGAUUAGUAAGGAAAAUGCUAAAAGGUAAUUAGAGGCAUUCUAUUUGAAUGCAUGCAACCUUUGUAACAGAAUGAAUGAAUUGAUAACCCAAAUAAAAUAAAUGAGUAUGAUAUGACAGCCAUUACAGAGGUAUGGUUGCAAAUUGACCAAGACUGGAAAUAUUGAAAAGGAUUUGAUAUUUCAGAAGCGCAGGAGAAAGGAAAUGGUUGUGAUGUGCCUUUAGUUCAGAGGUUCAAAAUGUGGAAUCAAUUUAGCUCAAGAUAAGACAUAGAAAAGUAAAGAAGUCACUGGAGGGAAUGGUUUAUUGACCCCUGAGAGUUCGUGCACUGUCGGCUGGAGUAGAAAGCAAGAAAUAAUUGGACAGCUAAGAAUGAUACUGCCAUGAUCAUGGGAGAUUUUAAUCUUCAUAUACACUAGGGAAAUUAGCCAGGAAAAUGAGAAUACAUCCUUUAUGUUCUGUUAGGCGCAAAAGAACCAACUGUGUUUAAGACCUAGUUAUGUGUAAUGAGAUGGGAUUUAUUAAUGACCUUUUAUUUUAAAAUAGAAUUCUCUAGGAAUGAGUGAUCACAACAUGAUAGAAUUUCAUAUUUAAUUGCAGGAUAAGAAAUUUGGGUCUGAAAUGUCUUAAACUUGCUCGAAGGCAAUUACAAAGCUAAGAAGAAGAAGUUCGGAUGCCUGAAUAAACUGGCAAGGAAAAUAGAAACAGUAAGAUGUCUAAAAACAGAAAGGAAGAUAGCUAAAGUAAAUAUUGAUGCCAUAGAUGACAUGAGGAAUAGGAAACUAGGAAAUAACAGAGAUUUUGAACAAGUAGUUUCCAUCAAUCUCCACUACAGGAAGUUUUUAAAAAAGCAUUCUAAGUAGAAGAUCAAGAGACAAUCAGAUGACAAGAACUUGAAACUAAGUUUCUAAACAGGGAAACUAAUGGGAACAAAGACAGGAAAAUUUCCCUGGACCUGAUGGCCUGCAUCCCAGAUGAUCUUAUUGAAACAUAUACAGUUAUGAGAGGGCUUGGCAGAGUCAAUGCUGUCAGGAUGAUUCCUCUCCUCGAUAGAGCUAUAGCACAUAGUUUCAAAAUAAGCAGCUUCCCGCUGAAGGUAGAGGUGGAGGAGGAAUUCUUUCUUUGAAAAUCUUGGCAUUCCCUUCCAUAGCAAGCAGUUGAGACUAGGCCAGAGAAUAUAGUCCAGACUGAGCUAGACAGAUUUUGAUGUACAAGGAAGUUGAGGGUCAGGAGGCAUAAACUGAAGUUAAAGCCACAAUUGGGUCAGCAAUGAUAUUACCAAAUAGUGGGGCAGAUGUAGUAAGCCAAAUGUCAUACUCCGGCUCCUAUUACUUAGAUCUUUAUUUGCCUUUUCCCAUAAUCUGCCAGUAUCUCUUUGUAACUUCAAAUUUCUGUUUCCCAUCCACACUGCUUGCAAUGCUACUUACCUUUCCUUCACUGUGCAGUUUUGAUACAAGAGUUUGUAUCCUGUUUAUUAAUAAAGAUGAUGAAUAAUUGAGGCUCAGAUAUAAUUCCUGGCUGCCUUGUCAUUAUCCCUUCUCUCUGUCUCCAGCUGUUCAGUUGAUUUCCUAACCAAGUCAAUAAUUUGCCUUCAUUUCCAUGAGCGUCAACUUCAGCAAACUGUCUCUUCUGAGGAACUUAUCUUUUGGAAGUAACACAUAAUCCCCUGUCCAGUACUUUAAUUACCUCUUUAAAGAUGGACAGUAUAUUGAAAGCUAUUUUGUUCAGUAGUUAAAGUGAGAAAAAGAGGUCAGUCUUCUGGACAUCCCAAGAAAACUAGUGGGAAUUGAACUUGGCAUGGCUUACCUUUUACAAAUCUGUGCUGUCUGUCUCUGACCAGCUGAGAAUUUAAGGUCUUCAGUCAUAUUAUCUCUAGAUGUGGACUCUAGUACUUCAUUAGAUGCUAGGCUAACUGGUUUGUAAAUUCCUAGUAACCCCUCUCAUUUUUCGUAGGGACAUGUGCAGAAUUUUUCCAAUCUAAAUGGACAAUUUAUGAUCAAGAGAACUUUGGAAGCUUAUUGACAAUGCUCUCACCACCAUUCUUUAAAUCUCAGGGAUGGAAAUCAUUAGUUGCUGAAUAUUUUUAUCACUCUUUAGUCCCAUUUUUACCAAAUACUGUUACGUUGUUCACAAUUUUGAGUCCCUGUCCCAAAUUCAAUAUUAGCUUCUUGGGGACGUCCAGCAGAUGGAUCUCUUUCUCCAAAUACUAAUGCAAAGUAACUGUUUACUAGAUCUAAAGUGUCACAAUUAUCUGGUAUCAGUUUUCCAAGUUUAUGUUGCUCUGAAGCAUCCUUUUUUCUUAAUAUAAUUGUAAAACUGUUUUUGUUAAUGAUUUCCUUUGCCGAUUUCUUCGCAUACUCAAACUCUGUUUGUCACCUUUGUUUUUAUACCUGCUUUACUUUGCCAGCAUUUGUACUGCUUUUUAUGCAUUUUCUCUUAGUCAGUGUUGUCUGUCUUUUGUCAUGAAUGGCCUUAUUCUUGAUCAGUAGUACUCUUGUACCUUAGGGGUAUAAAUAUGUUCUGUUUGUAUUAAAUUCUGUUUGAGCCCCAUAUAUUAUCCACUUUACCCAUUAAUAAAUGUACCCAAUUUACUGUG